GCUCAGACAGAUUCUUGCUCUCGAAAAUCUGGCGCUCCCACACACUGACAAGGACCUCUACCUGUUUUCGUGCCGUGAGAUGGUCUUCUCUUACCAGACGCCUGAACGAACCUCACCCGAUCAGAUUUCCGUCGCGCGUGAGAGGUGGUCGGACUUUCCUACAAAACUCGAGCAUGUUCUCAAGGUAAUCGAUGCGCUCAUGGACGGAUUAAACCCGGAACAACAGGAGUUUGUCGGGUCAGUGCUCUCGGGUGGAGUGGCGUCGUGCGCGCUCUUCCUACAUGGCUGCCCAGGCUCCGGGAAGACGACCGCCCUCGCCAUCGCCAUCCUCGCAAUCUUGGGAAGGAAGACCCUCAUCGUCGCGCAAUCAAACCAAGCCGUCGACGUGGUCGUUUCCAGAGUGCUGAAUCUUGUCGACUCGGUCAACAUUACCUUCGACGUCGAGGAUAUCACCCAGAAGGUGGUGCGCUUGUAUCCCGCAGCCAUCGAGGAUAGGAUUAGUCGGGAGCUUGCUGCACAGACCUGCGACAGAGUUGUGCUAGAAGAGGAGGAGAUUGUUCUUCCACAAGAGGCCGGUCUCAAGACCGCCUCAUUCGCCUACAGGCUAGAGGAAUAUUGCACCGAACACGAAGAGGACGAGCUCGUCCAGCGCUUCCGAACGGUCAGGGAAUACAGGGCAAACAUGAACAAGGACUUCAGCGAGACCAACCAGAAAUCCUACGACGUAGUCAUGGGGUACCUAGAGAAGCGCAUCUUCAAAGCCGCUCUUGUCGUCGGGACAACGACCACCAUGUCCCACGACCUCUUCGCUCGCGGGUUCGAAGCCGACGUCGUUGUGAUUGACGAAAUGAGCAAAUGUGCCCGAGCCUGCCGCGCUGGUGCCACUGACAUCUCAAAGACCGGGACUCGCAGUGUUCGCCGGAGAUCUCAAGCAACUCCCACCGCCGACGUUCUCGCCCCCUGGGAAGAACCCAUUCGCCGUCGUCCUGCAACUCAGCUUCGCCGAGCGAUGGCUGCAGACGUCGGCCGUGUCUCUCCAACAGAUCCGCCUUACAAGGAACUACAGCCAAUGCGCUGAAAUGUUCCAUCUCUCGGACUCCCUUUUCUACACGAUGGCAUGACAGCCCACCGCCGGCUCAUGGACGAAGAUCGCAGCCAACAUACGUGGUAUGAACAGAUGAGAUGUGAUGGGG
Molecule: messenger RNA, 1193 nt
Organism: Westerdykella ornata
Lineage: Eukaryota; Fungi; Ascomycota; Dothideomycetes; Pleosporales; Sporormiaceae
Exons: 1
Coding region: 80-1078 (332 amino acids)
Biological process (GO): termination of RNA polymerase II transcription
Cellular component (GO): nuclear body
Molecular function (GO): helicase activity; transcription termination site sequence-specific DNA binding
Source: RefSeq, a predicted model, not a curated record